Molecule: messenger RNA, 3246 nt
Organism: Haliotis rufescens (red abalone)
Lineage: Eukaryota; Metazoa; Mollusca; Gastropoda; Lepetellida; Haliotidae
Product: coiled-coil domain-containing protein 25-like
Exons: 8
Coding region: 80-706 (208 amino acids)
Source: RefSeq, a predicted model, not a curated record
UAAAGGGACAAAAACGACAACUUCCGUCUGGUUGUUGACAACGAGAAUCACACUUUAAAGUUUAUUUUACCUAACGACCAUGGUCUUCUAUUUCGUCAGCAAUACGGUGUCGCCAGCCUAUACAAUGUACAUGGGACUGGACAAGCAUGAAAAUGAGGAUUUGAUCCAGUGGGGAUGGAAGGAGGAUGUAUGGUUCCAUGUAGACAAGGUGUCCUCAGCUCACGUCUAUCUCCGGCUCCAUGCAGGAGAAACGUUGGACGAUGUUCCUCAGGUUGUGGUGGAUGAGUGUGCCCAGCUGGUGAAGGCCAACAGUAUUCAAGGCAACAAGAUGAACAACAUUGAUGUUGUGUACACAAUGUGGGACAACCUGAAGAAGACAGCAGGGAUGGAUGUAGGUCAGGUGGGCUUCCACAGACAGAAGGAGGUGAGGAAAGUUAGAAUAGAGAAGAGGAUCAAUGAAAUAGUGAACAGGUUGAACAAGACAAAGGAGGAGCGAUUCCCUGAUUUGAGACUGGAGCGAGAAAACCAGGAUAAGGUGGAGCGGGAAGACAAGAGACGGAAGGAACAGGAGAUCAAGCAGCGAGAUAAGGAGGAUGAGAAACGGCGGAAGGAACAGGCGGAGUUGCGUUCCUACAACACGCUCAUGAAGCCUGAAAACAUGAAGUCUAAUGUGGAUGAUGGCAACGACUCAGAUGACUUCAUGUGACUGGAAGACAUGAAGAUGAAGGACACCCAUGACGUUCUGGACGGAUCAAUUCAACAACAUCAAGGUGAUCCGCCAACAUGCUCAUGGGUCAGGGAAGGCCAACAGUUCUGCCACAUGCCAACCAUGAUCCAAUCACCUUGUGUUCUCCUACCUUGGGAUGAGGUUUCGACCAAUCACGCCCAGGGUUACACAUGGAUCAAAGCAUGGAACCAGUUGGCCAGAUGGGGAGACGAUUUGAUCGAGUGCUAGUGAGAUUUGACAUCCUUAUAGGUGAGAAAUCACCUGGUGGACAUUCAUUCAACUGUGAUCUCUAUAUGGACCAGGCCUACAUGUGAUUAGGAGAUCAAGUGUGUUUGAGUUGUAUGUGUUACCUGCUCAUGUUAAUUGACUUCAGUGAUAAAGGAGUCAGUAUCUGACAUCAGAUAUCUAUGUGUGAUAUACCCUGCUUUGUGCCUUGAGGGGGAAAUGCCAGCAUUCGAUGUCACGCUAGUAAUGUCAAGCCACAGUGACUGUUGUCCUCUACUGCCCAAGUCUCAAGGCUACAGCAUGCAUCUCUUGGAACACAUUGAUUCAUCUUCUCACUGUCAAACAAUCCCAUCCACACAGGUUGAUUAUAAAGAGUUGGUUUACAGAUUAUUUCUUCUCAAGCCUUCCUGCUACUCCAACUGAAAAAACUAAAUAAAGCCGUGCAUGUUUUUGUAACUGCUAACCUUAAAAAUUGAAAUUCAGAAAAAAUAUAAAACCAGAAUAACAAGGGUUGUUUCGGCCAAUGGUAAAGACUGCUUAGACAAUAAAAUGACGCUGAAAUGCGGCUGUCAGACUUUUUAUUUAUUAUAUUUAUAAGGACCCAAACUAGGCUAGGAUUUUCCAUCUUUUUAAAAAAAAAUUUUUAUCACCUACGGUACGUAUCCAAUCAAACUUUAAGAUGAUAACAAGAAUACUGUACAAUUCAUUCUGUUUUACUGACCAAGGCACAAAGUAAUUUUAGCGCUAAGACAAUUGUAAGCCUAUGUUCAAGUAUGGGAGUUACGGUCAUCUUAGCGUUAAGAUCGCUUUGUGCAAGUGGGUCCAAAUCUUUUGCGUAAAAAUCCGUAAAUGCCCACCAAAAAAAGAGAAAAUCUGGCCUAAGAAAAGAACCACUUUUCCUUUCUAUCAUUUCUUGAAGACUUUUUAAGUUAGGGAAGUGCAAAAUAAUAUUAGAAUACAGUAGAAUCUCAGUAAGGAGAAACCAGAUGUAUAAAAACUUUUAAAACGGAUAUGUUGAUACUGUUUUGAUGAUCCCUGCUACAUUUUUUGGGGUUUCUACCAAAUAACUAGAAAUACAAAAGUAGAACAUUUCCAUGGUCUAAGACUCUCUUUCACACCUACUAUUCGAUUCCCAACAUGGGUACAAUGUGUGAAGCCCAUUUCUGGAGUCCCCGCCAUGAUAUUGCUGGAAUAUUGCUAAAAGCGGCGUAAAACCAUACUCACUCACACCUACAAACUUAUCAUGUAACUAGAAAGGAUACUAUUUGGUGAACACUGAAGUGGUGUAUGACAGCUCAGAGCAUCUGAUCAGAUUUGAUACAUUCAUGAGACAAUACCUCACUGACACUGGUUGGUAUUUGCUAUCUUUACUAUCUUUUACUUUCGGUGAAAAAACUCAUUGAUGAAAUGUCCCCGGAGUUCCCAGUUACUUCCCUUUGUUUAUAUGGUGAAGUGAUGUAAACAUGGCAAACGUAAAUACAUUUACUAGCAUGGAUAAACGACUGAUAUUAUUGUAAAAUAAAUUCAGUUAUUUUCAGUGAAAUUUGUGGUAACUGAAUCUGUAAGCCAACUCUCCACACUUUAUUUCACGACAGUGUCAAAUGUCAGAAUUUUUUAAUCAAAUAAAAAUGAUCCGAUUGUAUAACCAUGAUAACAAUGGUUUGUUAUGUGAUUUUGGUGUAUUUCAUACUCUUUAUUGUGAGCUUUCUGAGAGAAUGUACACUUUCCACUGGGGAUGUUGAUCAUAUUGAUCAAAGUAAAACCCUUUUAAGAAAUUUGUUUGAAUGGGAUUUGUAAAAAUUCAAACAUUUAAUUACUCAUAUUUUGGUAUGUGAAUAAGAUUUUUUCAAUUUGCUUCUUUGUUUUUAUCUUACUGUACCACGACAUGAUAGAAGUAUAUUUUCAGGACAAGAGAGCCCAGUUUGGUAUUAAAUCAAAAUGUAUAGAAGUAUCUCAAACACAUUCCACUUGAUCAUUGAUUGUGUAUUGGUAAGAGACAUCAGCCCGAAGGUCCGAGGUCGACAGAUUUGCUCUCGGGCUGAUUGUUUUAAAUUUCAGCAGGCACUUAUGGCCUGUAGUUUAUUUUAAUAAUGAUUUGUUAAGCAUUAUUUAAGUAAUGUGAUAAGCCUAACUUUCAUAUUUAGAAACAGUAGGAUUAGACCUUUCAAAUGGUGUAUGAUAUGUAGUCGCAAAGAUGUUUUACAUGCUGAUACUUUCCUGAUAAAUGUAGGCUUCAUGUCUCAUCACUGAGUCUCUGGGAACUCGACGUGAUAGCAGUAAAAGCUUCUGGUUGA